AUGUCUACUCCUGACGACUUCAGCAGCCUCCCUCCCGUGGUGCGUGUGAGCACCAACGUGGCGGCGCUGACCCCGCCCUCGGCGAGCUAUGGGCUCACCACGGGAGAGCUGACUGAGUGUUUUCUCAGCGCUCGACGCAAUAGCAUCCACACGCAGCCGCUACCCUCUGACGCCAAGGCGAUAAAAAAAGCCCAGGAACGCCUUGACACCUUCCACUCUUCGCAGAUCAACCCCUUCCUCUACGGCUACAUGUACCCGGAUCAGGACAUCCCUGAGCCGGUGCUGAGCAGCAUUCGAAAACUCUGCGUCAACGCCGGCAGUGCCUGGUCGGCGCGGUGCCAGCGACUCGCCUUUGACGUGCUCACAACAGAGCUGCAGGCGAAAGCGUCCAACGUGAUUCCGCGCACAAAUCACGACGACCCGAUCGGACUGGCGCAGCUGCGUCGUGUCUUGCCCACGCUGAAGUACGUGCCAAGCGCAACUGUGACGAACCCGCACUACCGGUUCGUGGGUGACUACCUCGACGACGUCACCGAGAACGCGAAGGUGUUCUCUGCAGCGGUCACUGUGCAGAACAACGGCUCGCAACCUUUCACUGUCGAGAUCACGCAGACCCAGACCGUCAUUGACGGCGUGCAGGUGGAAGACAAGUUCAUGGAGGCGAAGCUGGAGAAGGCGGAGCUGCGCCGUGGGGAGUCGGUGGACGUACGCCUCGUUAUGCAGCAGCCCCCGCGCGCUGUGCUGUGGGAGUAUGAACAAAUGGUGGUGCUCUCCGUGAACGGUGUCCUCAAGUACUUCGUGACUUUCGCGGUCAUUUCACCAAAGCAGGAUCUAUUUAAGCAGCGCCUGCCGGGAUGCCUUCCACUGACAGUGCAGGAUUCUCCCCUCGGAGAGUACAGUGCCCCUCUCAUGCUACAGGUGCUAAAGCACGCGUUCAUUCGGCAACAGGGGUACACCAGCCCCGCCGUCGUGCAUUUACUUCUCGGCAAGGCCGUCAACUACCGUUCCCAUAACGAGCUGGUCAUGUCGGAGACGAUGAGACUGACGAAGGCGCUGAUUGAUCAGAUGAAUAUGGCCGCGACAAUCUCCAGCUACUGGACCUCGCUACCAGACGCUAAGAAGGCACCACCUUCGCGUCAGUACCAACCACCCGUGUCCUCUGCACAGCCAGCACGCUACGCCCCAGGGUCAGACAAGUUCGGGUCAUCCAAUGUCGCUACUGCGGAAGCUCUCUUCCCGAACAGCGUGACGCGCUUGCCGGAGGUGCUGCUGCGCUCACCUCCGGCUGUCAUCAUGGGGGCCAUACUCAUCUGGCUGGCGCAGAUGGAUAUCGUCGUCUUCGAUUCAUCCUUCUUCAACUGCGACCCUGUCGGGUACAUGCAGGGCAUGCCGCCAUACCUUCGCGGCAUUCUGCUCUGGAUACUUGACCUCUGCUGCGGACUGCUGGCGAACCAGGAUGUGAAUGGGGCGAACGAGCGGGCGCUAGCCUUGACGUUUGCGACUCUCCUCAUGCGACGCAACCCUCCGCAGUACAACUCAGAGGAGACAGAGGCCUUCUCUGACGCGCAAGUCAUCUUUGACUCCCCUAGGAGUUGUGGUGGUGCUGAUGGCAGCGCCAGCACAUCCACUGCUGCAUCUUUCUCCACUGAUCUUGCCUUUCAUCAGAACGCCGUGACAGCAAUGCUGCACUGGAUUACUGUCUACCGCGUCAAAUAUGCGAAGAAGAGGCAGUAG
Molecule: messenger RNA, 1734 nt
Organism: Leishmania braziliensis MHOM/BR/75/M2904
Lineage: Eukaryota; Euglenozoa; Kinetoplastea; Trypanosomatida; Trypanosomatidae
Exons: 1
Coding region: 1-1734 (577 amino acids)
Source: RefSeq, a predicted model, not a curated record